UAUGCCGAGGUGUCCCACUGGUCAGCGCGCACUUCCUGUCCAUUGCGCGCGGCAAACACGGUUUGCUUUACUGAAUGCCCGCUCUAUAUCAAACAAGGGACUUUAUCUGGGAGACUUGUUCACAAACGGAAGUCUUGAUUUCAUGGCCCUCACUGAGACGUGGCAGCGGGAACAGGAAUACUAUCAUUUAAAUGAACUGUGUCCUCCGGACUGCUCCGUACUUGGAACUCCACGGGUUGCGCGGCGAGGAGGCGGCCUCGCACUCAUCCACAGAAACUGCUUUCGCUGUAGGCUUACGAAGUCGGAGCCUUUCAACUCAUUUGAGCUUCAAAUGACAAAGGUUGGAAAUACUGACUUCUUUUAUUGUAUUUUAAUUUACCGACCUCCCGGUCCUGCACAAAAGUUCUUAGACGAGUUUUCAGAUUUUUUAUCUACGAUUAUUAAAUUAGAUAAAGUUUUAAUUCUUGGUGAUUUUAAUUUCCACAUUGACGAUCCCUUUUGUAAUGCAGCGUCUGAGUUUUUAACACUUACAGACUCUUUUAAUUUAAAGCAACAUGUUUCUGGUCCUACACACAAAAAAGGCCACACCUUAGAUCUUGUUUUCUCCUUUGGCCUAGACAUAAACUGCCUGAAUGUUGUGGAUAUUCAUGUGACUGACCAUUGCUGUAUAUACUUUAAUGUGUCUUGUAAUGUGGUCAGUGAUGCUCAUACAGUGGUGUCCAAAAGGCGUAUUAUAAAUCAAAAAGUUAUUGAAAAUUUUUCAGAUUUCUUUCAGCCCAAAUUCUUUGAGGAUUAUACUGAUGCAGAACCCCUUGUUAAUCACUUCAAUGACCAUUGCCUUUCUGCUCUGGACAUAGUGGCCCCUGUAAAGCACAAAACAACUUCUCCUAAAAAUCCUUGUCCCUGGUUAAAUGAGGAAAUUGCUUCCUCUAGGAGAAUAUGUCGUAAGGUAGAGCGUUUGUGGAAAUCCACUAACUUGGAAGUGCACAGACUACAUUUAAAGGAGCUUAUUGUUUUUCUAAACGAAAUGAUGAAGCAGGCCAGAUCUAAGUAUUUUUUUUAAUCUUGUAAACCAGAAUAAGAGAAACCCUAAAGUUGUCUCUGAUACUAUUCAG
Molecule: messenger RNA, 1115 nt
Organism: Cyprinus carpio (common carp)
Lineage: Eukaryota; Metazoa; Chordata; Actinopteri; Cypriniformes; Cyprinidae
Exons: 1
Coding region: 2-1063 (353 amino acids)
Molecular function (GO): catalytic activity
Source: RefSeq, a predicted model, not a curated record